This is a messenger RNA of Pan troglodytes (chimpanzee), 6120 nucleotides long. It is a transcript of the gene CR1, whose product is annotated as complement component 3b/4b receptor 1. The record is from RefSeq and is marked provisional. The transcript is spliced from 39 exons. Bases 1 to 6120 code for a protein of 2039 amino acids. Lineage: Eukaryota; Metazoa; Chordata; Mammalia; Primates; Hominidae.
AUGGGGGCCUCUUCUCCAAGAAGCCCGGAGCCUGUCGGGCCGCCGGCGCCCGGUCUCCCCUUCUGCUGCGGAGGAUCCCUGCUGGCGGUUGUGGUGCUGCUUGCGCUGCCGGUGGCCUGGGGUCAAUGCAAUGCCCCAGAAUGGCUUCCAUUUGCCAGGCCUACCAACCUAACUGAUGAGUUUGAGUUUCCCAUUGGGACAUAUCUGAACUAUGAAUGCCGCCCUGGUUAUUAUGGAAGACCGUUUUCUAUCAUCUGCCUAAAAAACUCAGUCUGGACUGGUGCUAAGGACAGGUGCAGACGUAAAUCAUGUCGUAAUCCUCCAGAUCCUGUGAAUGGCAUGGUGCAUGUGAUCAAAGACAUCCAAUUCGGAUCCCAAAUUAAAUAUUCUUGUACUAAAGGAUACCGACUCAUUGGUUCCUCGUCUGCCACAUGCAUCAUCUCAGGUGAUACUGUCAUUUGGGAUAAUGAAACACCUAUUUGUGACAGAAUUCCUUGUGGGCUACCCCCCACCAUCACCAAUGGAGAUUUCAUUAGCACCAACAGAGAGAAUUUUCACUAUGGAUCAGUGGUGACCUACCGCUGCAAUCCUGGAAGCGGAGGGAGAAAGGUGUUUGAGCUUGUGGGUGAGCCCUCCAUAUACUGCACCAGCAAUGACGAUCAAGUGGGCAUCUGGAGCGGCCCGGCACCUCAGUGCAUUAUACCUAACAAAUGCACGCCUCCAAAUGUGGAAAAUGGAAUAUUGGUAUCUGACAACAGAAGCUUAUUUUCCUUAAAUGAAGUUGUGGAGUUUAGGUGUCAGCCUGGCUUUGUCAUGAAAGGACCCCCCCGUGUGAAGUGCCAGGCCCUGAACAAAUGGGAGCCGGAGCUACCAAGCUGCUCCAGGGUAUGUCAGCCACCUCCAGAUGUCCUGCAUGCUGAGCGUACCCAAAGGGACAAGGACAACUUUUCACCCGGGCAGGAGGUGUUCUACAGCUGUGAGCCCGGCUACGACCUCAGAGGGGCUGCGUCUCUGCGCUGCACACCCCAGGGAGACUGGAGCCCUGCAACCCCCACAUGUGAAGUGAAAUCCUGUGAUGACUUCAUGGGCCAACUUCUUAAUGGCCGUGUGCUAUUUCCAGUAAAUCUCCAGCUUGGAGCAAAAGUGGAUUUUGUUUGUGAUGAAGGGUUUCAAUUAAAAGGCAGCUCUGCUAGUUAUUGUGUCUUGGCUGGAAUGGAAAGCCUUUGGAAUAGCAGUGUUCCAGUGUGUGAACAAAUCUUUUGUCCAAGUCCUCCAGUUAUUCCUAAUGGGAGACACACAGGAAAACCUCUGGAAGUCUUUCCCUUUGGAAAAGCAGUAAAUUACACAUGCGACCCCCACCCAGACAGAGGGACGACCUUCGACCUCAUUGGAGAGAGCACCAUCCGCUGCACAAGUGACCCUCAAGGGAAUGGGGUUUGGAGCAGCCCUGCCCCUCGCUGUGGAAUUCUGGGUCACUGUCAAGCCCCAGAUCAUUUUCUGUUUGCCAAGUUGAAAACACAAACCAAUGCAUCUGACUUUCCCAUUGGGACAUCUUUAAAGUACAAAUGCCGUCCUGAGUACUACGGGAGGCCAUUUUCUAUCACAUGUCUAGAUAACCUGGUCUGGUCAAGUCCCAAAGAUGUCUGUAAACGUAAAUCAUGUAAAACUCCUCCAGAUCCAGUGAAUGGCAUGGUGCAUGUGAUCACAGACAUCCAGGUUGGAUCCAGAAUCAACUAUUCUUGUACUACAGGGCACCGACUCAUUGGUCAUUCAUCUGCUGAAUGUAUCCUCUCGGGCAAUGCUGCCCAUUGGAGCACGAAGCCGCCAAUUUGUCAACGAAUUCCUUGUGGGCUACCCCCCACCAUCGCAAAUGGAGAUUUCAUUAGCACCAACAGAGAGAAUUUUCACUAUGGAUCAGUGGUGACCUACCGCUGCAAUCCUGGAAGCAGAGGGAGAAAGGUGUUUGAGCUUGUGGGUGAGCCCUCCAUAUACUGCACCAGCAAUGACGAUCAAGUGGGCAUCUGGAGUGGCCCGGCCCCUCAGUGCAUUAUACCUAACAAAUGCACGCCUCCAAAUGUGGAAAAUGGAAUAUUGGUAUCUGACAACAGAAGCUUAUUUUCCUUAAAUGAAGUUGUGGAGUUUAGGUGUCAGCCUGGCUUUGCAAUGAAAGGACCCCGCCGUGUGAAGUGCCAGGCCCUGAACAAAUGGGAGCCGGAGCUACCAAGCUGCUCCAGGGUAUGUCAACCACCUCCAGAUGUCCUGCAUGCUGAGCGUACCCAAAGGGACAAGGACAACUUUUCACCCGGGCAGGAGGUGUUCUACAGCUGUGAGCCCGGCUACGACCUCAGAGGGGCUGCGUCUCUGCGCUGCACACCCCAGGGAGACUGGAGCCCUGCAGCCCCCACAUGUGAAGUGAAAUCCUGUGAUGGCUUCAUGGGCCAACUUCUUAAUGGCCGUGUGCUAUUUCCAGUAAAUCUCCAGCUUGGAGCAAAAGUGGAUUUUGUUUGUGAUGAAGGAUUUCAAUUAAAAGGCAGCUCUGCUAGUUACUGUGUCUUGGCUGGAAUGGAAAGCCUUUGGAAUAGCAGUGUUCCAGUGUGUGAACAAAUCUUUUGUCCAAGUCCUCCAGUUAUUCCUAACGGGAGACACACAGGAAAACCUCUGGAAGUCUUUCCCUUUGGAAAAGCAGUAAAUUACACAUGCGACCCCCACCCAGACAGAGGGACGACCUUCGACCUCAUUGGAGAGAGCACCAUCCGCUGCACAAGUGACCCUCAAGGGAAUGGGGUUUGGAGCAGCCCUGCCCCUCGCUGUGGAAUUCUGGGUCACUGUCAAGCCCCGGAUCAUUUUCUGUUUGCUAAGCUCAAAACACAAACCAAUGCAUCUGACUUUCCCAUUGGGACAUCUUUAAAGUAUGAAUGCCGUCCUGAGUACUACGGGAGGCCAUUCUCUAUCACAUGUCUAGAUAACCUGGUCUGGUCCAGUCCCAAAGAUGUCUGUAGACGUAAAUCAUGUAAAACUCCUCCAGAUCCAGUGAAUGGCAUGGUGCAUGUGAUCACAGACAUCCAGGUUGGAUCCAGAAUCAACUAUUCUUGUACUACAGGGCACCGACUCAUUGGUCAUUCAUCUGCUGAAUGUAUCCUCUCGGGCAAUAGCGCCCAUUGGAGCACGAAGCCGCCAAUUUGUCAACGAAUUCCUUGUGGGCUACCCCCAACCAUCGCUAAUGGAGAUUUCAUUAGCACCAACAGAGAGAAUUUUCACUAUGGAUCAGUGGUGACCUACCGCUGCAAUCUUGGAAGCAGAGGGAGAAAGGUGUUUGAGCUUGUGGGUGAGCCCUCCAUAUACUGCACCAGCAAUGACGAUCAAGUGGGCAUCUGGAGUGGCCCGGCCCCUCAGUGCAUUAUACCUAACAAAUGCACGCCUCCAAAUGUGGAAAAUGGAAUAUUGGUAUCUGACAACAGAAGCUUAUUUUCCUUAAAUGAAGUUGUGGAGUUUAGGUGUCAGCCUGGCUUUGUCAUGAAAGGACCCCACCGUGUGAAGUGCCAGGCCCUGAACAAAUGGGAGCCAGAGUUACCAAGCUGCUCCAGGGUGUGUCAGCCGCCUCCAGAAAUCCUGCAUGGUGAGCAUACCCCAAGCCAUCAGGACAACUUUUCACCUGGGCAGGAAGUGUUCUACAGCUGUGAGCCUGGCUAUGACCUCAGAGGGGCUGCAUCUCUGCACUGCACACCCCAGGGAGACUGGAGCCCUGAAGCCCCGAGAUGUGCAGUGAAAUCCUGUGAUGACUUCUUGGGUCAACUCCCUCAUGGCCGUGUGCUAUUUCCACUUAAUCUCCAGCUUGGGGCAAAGGUGUCCUUUGUCUGUGAUGAAGGGUUUCGCUUAAAGGGCAGUUCCGUUAGUCAUUGUGUCUUGGUUGGAAUGAGAAGCCUUUGGAAUAACAGUGUUCCUGUGUGUGAACAAAUCUUUUGUCCAAAUCCUCCAGCUAUCCUUAAUGGGAGACACACAGGAACUCCCUUUGGAGAUAUUCCCUAUGGAAAAGAAAUAUCUUACACAUGUGACCCCCACCCAGACAGAGGGAUGACCUUCAACCUCAUUGGGGAGAGCACCAUCCGCUGCACAAGUGACCCUCAUGGGAAUGGGGUUUGGAGCAGCCCUGCCCCUCGCUGUGAACUUCCUGUUCAUGCUGGUCACUGUAAAACCCCAGAGCAGUUUCCAUUUGCCAGUCCUACGAUCCCAAUUAAUGACUUUGAGUUUCCAGUCGGGACAUCUUUGAAUUAUGAAUGCCGUCCUGGGUAUUUUGGGAAAAUGUUCUCUAUCUCCUGCCUAGAAAACUUGGUCUGGUCAAGUGUUGAAGACAACUGUAGACGAAAAUCAUGUGGACCUCCACCAGAACCCUUCAAUGGAAUGGUGCAUAUAAACACAGAUACACAGUUUGGAUCAACAGUUAAUUAUUCUUGUAAUGAAGGGUUUCGACUCAUUGGUUCCCCAUCUACUACUUGUCUCGUCUCAGGCAACAAUGUCACAUGGGAUAAGAAGGCACCUAUUUGUGAGAUCAUAUCUUGUGAGCCACCUCCAACCAUAUCCAAUGGAGACUUCUACAGCAACAAUAGAGCAUCUUUUCACAAUGGAACAGUGGUAACUUACCAGUGCCACACUGGACCAGAUGGAGAACAGCUGUUUGAGCUCGUGGGAGAACGGUCAAUAUAUUGCACCAGCAAAGAUGAUCAAGUUGGUGUUUGGAGCAGCCCUCCCCCUCGGUGUAUUUCUACUAAUAAAUGCACAGCUCCAGAAGUUGAAAAUGCAAUUCGAGUACCAGGAAAUAGGAGUUUCUUUUCCCUCACUGAGAUCGUCAGAUUUAGAUGUCAGCCCGGGUUUGUCAUGGUAGGGUCCCACACUGUGCAGUGCCAGACCAACGGCAGAUGGGGGCCCAAGCUGCCACACUGCUCCAGGGUGUGUCAGCCGCCUCCAGAAAUCCUGCAUGGUGAGCAUACCCCAAGCCAUCAGGACAACUUUUCACCUGGGCAGGAAGUGUUCUACAGCUGUGAGCCCGGCUAUGACCUCAGAGGGGCUGCGUCUCUGCACUGCACGCCCCAGGGAGACUGGAGCCCUGAAGCCCCUAGAUGCACAGUGAAAUCCUGUGAUGACUUCCUGGGCCAACUCCCUCAUGGCCGUGUGCUGUUUCCACUUAAUCUCCAGCUUGGGGCAAAGGUGUCCUUUGUUUGUGAUGAAGGGUUCCGAUUAAAAGGCAGGUCUGCUAGUCAUUGUGUCUUGGCUGGAAUGAAAGCCCUUUGGAAUAGCAGUGUUCCAGUGUGUGAACAAAUCUUUUGUCCAAAUCCUCCAGCUAUCCUUAAUGGGAGACACACAGGAACUCCCUUUGGAGAUAUUCCCUAUGGAAAAGAAAUAUCUUACGCAUGCGACACCCACCCAGACAGAGGGAUGACCUUCAACCUCAUUGGGGAGAGCUCCAUCCGCUGCACAAGUGACCCUCAAGGGAAUGGGGUUUGGAGCAGCCCUGCCCCUCGCUGUGAACUUUCUGUUCCUGCUGCCUGCCCACAUCCACCCAAGAUCCAAAACGGGCAUGACAUUGGAGGACAUGUAUCUCUAUAUCUUCCUGGGAUGACAAUCAGCUACAUUUGUGACCCCGGCUACCUGUUAGUGGGAAAGGGCUUCAUUUUCUGUACAGACCAGGGAAUCUGGAGCCAAUUGGAUCAUUAUUGCAAAGAAGUAAAUUGUAGCUUCCCACUGUUUAUGAAUGGAAUCUCGAAGGAGUUAGAAAUGAAAAAAGUAUAUCACUAUGGAGAUUAUGUGACUUUGAAGUGUGAAGAUGGGUAUACUCUGGAAGGCAGUCCCUGGAGCCAGUGCCAGGCGGAUGACAGAUGGGACCCUCCUCUGGCCAAAUGUACCUCUCGUGCACAUGAUGCUCUCAUAGUUGGCACUUCAUCUGGUACGAUCUUCUUUAUUUUACUCAUCAUUUUCCUCUCUUGGAUAAUUCUAAAGCACAGAAAAGGCAAUAAUGCACAUGAAAAACCUAAAGAAGUGGCUAUCCAUUUACAUUCUCAAGGAGGCAGCAGCGUUCAUCCCCGAACUCUGCAAACAAAUGAAGAAAAUAGCAGGGUCCUUCCUUGA